Molecule: messenger RNA, 1426 nt
Organism: Plodia interpunctella (Indianmeal moth)
Lineage: Eukaryota; Metazoa; Arthropoda; Insecta; Lepidoptera; Pyralidae
Gene: bic
Product: bicaudal
Exons: 2
Coding region: 141-668 (175 amino acids)
Cellular component (GO): cytosol; nascent polypeptide-associated complex
Source: RefSeq, a predicted model, not a curated record
UAUUUUAAAACGGAACGUAAAUGAAAAGUAAUACCAACCGGAAGAAAAUGAAAAUCAGAAAUAACUUGUCGCAAAAUCCACCAUUUUCCCUUUGUAACUUACCGGUGUUCAAAACACGUAGUACGUGUUAAAAUCACAAAAUGAAUACCGAAAAGCUGAAGAAAUUGCAAUCACAAGUGCGCAUUGGAGGUAAGGGCACACCACGACGAAAGAAGAAGGUUGUCCAUGCCACCGCCGCCACAGACGACAAGAAAUUGCAGUCUUCCCUCAAAAAACUGUCAGUAAACACAAUACCUGGCAUAGAGGAAGUUAAUAUGAUAAAAGAUGACGGUACUGUGAUACAUUUCAACAACCCAAAAGCACAAGCAUCGCUCGCGGCGAAUACUUUCGCUAUCACAGGACAUGGAGAGAAUAAGCAAAUCGCUGAAAUGUUGCCUGGCAUCCUGAGUCAAUUGGGGCCUGAAGGACUUAAUCAGUUGAAGAGAUUGGCGUCAAGCGUGGCCGCGCCGAAGCCUCUCGAAGAGGAUGAUGAAGUACCUAACCUAGUAGGUAAUUUCGACGAGGCCUCCAAACAGGAGGCAAAGGAGGCCAUUAUUGAAGAGAAGGAUGAAAAAGAAAAGGAGAAAAAGGAGCCUGAAACCAAAGCUGCAGACAAGAAAACAGACUAAGCUAUCAACUUGUUUCGGACGGUUUAGUUAUUAAUUUGCUCACCCGAUGAAGUGAAAAAUGCUAGGGUUUCCAAAGCCAUCGGACAUGUCUCAAAACAAUUUUAAUUUUUUUAAUGUUUUGUGUUCCUAAUAAAUGUGUUUUGAUUGCAUUCUUGCACUUAUUAUAAUUGAAAUUGUGUGAUCUGUGAUUGACAAUUACCUAUUUGUUUUCUAAUGGGUGACUUUGGAAACCCUAUAUACAGCCAUCUCAGUUUAAAACAAUGCUUUUUGUCUCCUUUGCCAAGAACUAAUCCUUACUUUAUUGUAAUUACAGUGAGAGGACUUGCAAUAUAGGUCGUAAAGACCUAUAUUGCAAGUCCUCGAUUAUAGCCGAUUAUAGGGUAUAGCUAAGUGUGGUAUUAACACUAUUGUUGAUAUAUUGGCAAUGGCGCAUUAAUACAUAAAAAAAGUCUAUAAAAUAUUGCAUUAUUUUCAUUUCACCAAGAUUAUAAUGUAUAAUAAUAAAUAAAGGUGUUAGUACAUACACCUUAUAAUAUUUUUAAAUAAUAUUUUCUAAAGUUGUUGGUUCAUGUCCAGGAGAAAAGUUGCUUCUCAUUUUAUAAAAAUUAAACAAAAUAGAUUUAAAAAUGAAACUUUAGUCACAGAUAGCUCUUUAGGUUAUGGAGCUAACUAUGUAUAAUAAAAACAUAAAAAUCGCAAAAUGAGAAUGAUUCAGGUUUUGUGUAAUGUGUGAACAUGACAUUAAAACUUAGAUCCAG